This is a messenger RNA of Psilocybe cubensis, 429 nucleotides long. RefSeq lists its product as uncharacterized. The record is from RefSeq and is a predicted model, not a curated record. The transcript is spliced from 4 exons. NCBI's taxonomy places the organism in Eukaryota, Fungi, Basidiomycota, Agaricomycetes, Agaricales, Agrocybaceae. Bases 1 to 429 code for a protein of 142 amino acids.
AUGCCCAAACAUAUCCCAAGCGAGCACUACGUCGGGAAAUCCUACGAAGUCACCAACAAAACAUUCAUACACCCAGAGAUCGAACAUCACGAUCACCCCAGCGACGCCGAGCAUUACUUGCUUCCAACUGUGUUUACCAUUCAGAACGGCGCUUCUGUGCUGGCCAAGUAUCCUGGUCCUGGCGUCUAUCAUAUCACAGAGGGCGAAUGCCUUCUUGAGUACGUCACCGAGCCUGUGCACAGUACCACUAUCAGCGCCGGCUCUGUUAUUCACGUCGAAGAGGGUGCAUCGAUUUGCUGGAUCUGCGGGUCGCCUUCUGGAGUCAAAGGCUUUGCGGCGUUCCAUGUCCCGGUGUCUGUCAAAGGCAUUGACGAUGAUGAGCUGUCGUGGCUCUAUGCAGUGCACAACACAAUAAGCACCAGCAAGUAA